GUGUGGAUGGUAGAUUGGGAGAACUGGAUAUUAUAAGGCACCGUCACUGACCUCAAAUAAGACGCAAACUUUUCAGAUAUGGCAACCGAUGAAAUUGCAUCUUUCUGCAACAUUUGCCUAACCAGGGACCUAAAUAAGUUAGCGGAGGAAUACUGUCCGCAAUGUGAAGAGGCGCUUUGUGGAGACUGUCGACAUCAUCAUAAGAUAUCGAAAUCGACAAAAUCACAUCAGACAAUCUCUAUAAAAAAAUAUAACAAGUUACCAUCUUUCAUCAAGCAAAUAAAGCAUAACUGUGAGGAGCAUGAUUGCUUUCUUGAAUGUUAUUGUAAAUGUCAUGACUCUCUGUGCUGCAAACGAUGUUUGAUAUCAAGUCAUAAGGAAUGCAAGGAAAUUAUUUUCAUUGAAGAUUUUCUAACACCUUCUACAGGAUAUCACUCCGUAGCUUUAGAUAACAUUGAAAAAGCCCUCGCAGAUCUAGAAACUAAUAUUUGUUCCGCUAUAAAAGAUAGAAAUAGAAAUUUAACCAAGUUACUUGAACAGAAGCAGAAGAUUUUAGAACAAAUUAAAAAAAAGCGUAAAGAAAUCAACACAUUUUUAGAUAAUUUAGAAGGAGUUUUACAAGAUAAAGUAUCUGCAAUUGAAAAAGAAUACAGUCGGAAAAUAGAAGAAGUGAUUGCAAAAUUAGAGGAUGAAAAAAAGAAAGUAGACGAAAAAAAAGAAGAUGUUGAUUCUGUCAAAAUGUGUGCAUCCAAUCUACAAAUCUUCAUGGGAAUAAAGACAUUCCAGGAAAAUCUUUCAACCAAUGAAAUUAACGUCCAAAAGUUAUAUGAUAAUGGAUAUCUUAACAAUUUCACAAUGCAGUGUACGUUUAAUGAUAAAAUGGAAGGGUUUAUAAAAGAAAUAAAGACAUUUGGUGACAUAGAAAUUGACAGUCGUGAAAAACAUAGUUCGUUUUCUUGGACAGGUGAUAAAUCAUCACAAAUAAUCAAAUCUACUGUGAGUGAGACUUUGAUUGAAAACAUACACCUUAUGCUUGAACGUAAGUUUGACAUAUGUCGUAGUGGUCUUACUGGAUGUGCCAUGUCAGAAGCUGGUAACAUGUUAUUUCUACAAGCACACGCGAAUAAUCUGCUGAGAUAUGGGGCUAAUGGUCAAUUCAAAUCCGAAUCGAAAAUAAACUCUAAAAAUUGCCAAAUUGGAUAUGAUCUGACAGUGAUCGAUUCAAACACGGUAUUGGUAUCCAGUGGUGGAUAUUCCCCACAACAGAUUUAUCUCAUGGAAAUGGAUAGUGCACAACCGCGUCAAGUGUUCAAACUAGACGACUUUUGUUGUGGUUUAAGCUAUCUCAAUGAAUCAUUUAUUUGUUGCACAUAUCACCAUGGCAUUAAAAUAUAUGACAGGUCACACCAAAAGUUAACGUACAACCGGACACUAAAUAAUGCUCCAUCUAACGUAGAUGAUACUUACGUUACCUCAAAUGAAAAUUUCAUUUUUCAUUCCAACUGGCGUGAUAACUCUAUUGUUUGUUACGAUUUCAGUGGGUUGGUGCAAUGGAAAUAUUCUGAUUCGUUGCUCAGAAAACCGUACGGAAUCACAUUAGAUUCAUUUUCGAACAUUUACGUUGCCGGUUCUGAAUCAAACAAUAUCGUAGUAAUUUCCCCUGAUGGAAAACAAGGCAGAGAAGUAAUAGGAGCUACAGACGGUAUGCUAAAUCCUCGUGCCAUUUAUUUUGAUAAAAACAAAAGCAUGCUUUUAAUAGCAAGCUAUAAUGGAGUUGCCUUCCUAUAUAACGCAACAUAUAAUAUUUAAAUAAACUUAUAUU
Molecule: messenger RNA, 1822 nt
Organism: Mytilus trossulus (common blue mussel)
Lineage: Eukaryota; Metazoa; Mollusca; Bivalvia; Mytilida; Mytilidae
Exons: 1
Coding region: 79-1809 (576 amino acids)
Molecular function (GO): zinc ion binding
Source: RefSeq, a predicted model, not a curated record